ACUGCGCACACGGCGCAAUACAUCACUAAUUCCCCCAAAAUAGUACGCCAACGAGAGCAGUUUGAAAAUUCUUAGUCUCGAAUUUCCAGUCAAAACAGGUUUUUUGCUUUUCCUCCAUUUUUGUUGCUUGCUUCUAUACUAAGUUUCGUUCCCAUUUAUUUAUCGUACCUGAAUCCGCCGUUUUAAGUUUGAGCAGAACCAGCAAUCGAUCACAGUUUUUUUCAAUUUUGAUCUGUUGUGGUGGAAAGAAGAAUUUUGUGAAUAUUCAAACCGACAUCUAUAGCGGCUAUGGAGAGUUUGAUUGGAUUAGUGAACAGAAUACAGAGAGCCUGCACCUCCCUCGGUGACUACGGCGGUGACGACCAGGCUUUUUCUUCUCUGUGGGACGCUCUGCCCUCCGUCGCCGUCGUCGGUGGCCAGAGUUCAGGAAAGUCGUCGGUGUUGGAGAGCAUAGUCGGAAGAGAUUUUCUACCCCGUGGAUCUGGCAUCGUUACUAGGCGACCGUUGGUGUUGCAGUUGCAGCAAACUGAAAAAGGGAAGCAAGAAUAUGCCGAAUUUGGACAUUUGCCGCGGAGGCGGUUCACUGAUUUCUCGUUGGUUCGCAAGGAAAUUCAGGAUGAAACUGAUCGAAUAACGGGGCAAACAAAACAGAUAUCGCCUGUACCUAUCCACCUAAGCAUCUAUUCACCAAAUGUUGUGAACUUAACUCUGAUUGAUCUUCCUGGUUUGACAAAAGUUGCUAUUGAGGGGCAACCGGAAAGUAUAGCGCAAGACAUUGAAACUAUGGUUCGUUCGUAUGUUGAGAAGCCCAACUGCAUCAUACUGGCAAUAUCUCCAGCAAACCAAGAUAUUGCAACUUCAGAUGCUAUUAAACUUUCAAAGGAAGUGGAUCCAUCCGGUGAACGCACAUUUGGGGUUCUAACAAAAUUGGAUCUGAUGGACAAAGGAACCAAUGCGCUUGAAGUUCUGGAAGGAAGAUCUUAUCGCUUGCAGCAUCCUUGGGUGGGUGUUGUCAAUCGUUCACAAUUAGAUAUCAAUAAAAAUAUGGAGAUGGUUGCUGCUAGGGGAAAUGAGCGCGAGUACUUUGCCACAAGUCCCGACUAUGCGCACUUGGCAAGUAAAAUGGGCUCUGAGUAUCUUGCAAAGCUUCUCUCGAGGCACUUGGAAUCUGUAAUUAGAGCAAGAAUUCCAAGUAUCAUUUCAUUGAUUAACAAAAGCAUUGAUGAACUUGAAUCUGAGCUCGACCACCUUGGAAGGCCUGUUGCUGUUGAUGAUGGGGCUAAAUUGUACACCAUUUUGGAACUUUGCCGCGCUUUUGACAGGAUUUUCAAGGAACAUCUAGAUGGAGGCCGACCAGGUGGUGAUCGAAUUUAUGGAGUUUUCGACAAUCAGCUGCCUGCUGCUUUGAGAAAACUUCCAUUUGAUCGAUAUCUCUCGUUGCAGAACGUAAGAAAAAUUGUUUCAGAAGCUGACGGUUACCAACCGCACUUGAUUGCUCCCGAGCAAGGUUAUCGACGUCUUAUUGAGGGCUCGUUAAGUUACUUUAGAGGCCCUGCUGAAGCUUCUGUCGAUGCUGUUCACUUCGUCCUGAAAGAACUUGUAAGGAAGUCAAUUGGAGAGUGUCAGGAAUUGAAACGUUUUCCAUCUCUGCAAACGACAAUAGCAGGAGCAGCAAACGAGGCUUUGGAAAAGUUCCGUGAUGAAAGCAAGAAAACAGUGACUAGAUUGGUUGAUAUGGAGUCUUCAUAUGUGACUGUAGAAUUCUUCCGGAAAAUUCCCCAAGAAAUCGAGAAUAUUGCAGGAAAUCCAGGGCAAAACCCAAGGGGGAAGCCAAACGAAAGGGAAAACUCAGCACCUGACCCAACUAUUGAUCGUUAUUCAGAAGGCCACUUCAGAAGGAUAGGCUCAAACGUGUCUUCUUACAUAAACCUGAUUUCCGAAAAUCUUAAAAACACAAUUCCUAAAGCAGUGGUUCACUGUCAAGUUAAAGAAGCCAAACAGAAUCUACUUAAUUACUUUUACAUGCAGAUUGGCAAGAAAGAGGGAAAACAACUCGGUGAAUUAUUGGACGAAGAUCCCACAUUGAUGGAGAAGAGAAUGCAAUUUGCAAAAAGGCUUGAACUGUACAAGCAAGCAAGGGACGAGGUUGAUUCUGUCUCAUGGGCUCGAUGAUCUCUAUCCACGGUACAGUUAUAUUUCUUUUGUCAAUAGAUUUCACGAUAAAUAGCGAUUGCAUAAACAUUGAUUCUUGACUUAGGCGAUUCAUUCUUGCAUUAUUUCUUUUGGCUCGACACAAUGAUUUUUGUUUCCGUGAUAUUAUUGCAUUGUAAAUGGUGAACAUCUUCAGACUUUCAUAUUCGAGUACAUAACAGAUUUUUACA
Messenger RNA from Erythranthe guttata (spotted monkey flower), 2381 nucleotides. RefSeq names its product phragmoplastin DRP1E. The record is from RefSeq and is a predicted model, not a curated record. NCBI's taxonomy places the organism in Eukaryota, Viridiplantae, Streptophyta, Magnoliopsida, Lamiales, Phrymaceae. Gene Ontology annotation, molecular function: GTPase activity; microtubule binding; GTP binding. Gene Ontology annotation, cellular component: cytoplasm; membrane; microtubule.